This is a messenger RNA of Mya arenaria, 802 nucleotides long. RefSeq lists its product as uncharacterized. Lineage: Eukaryota; Metazoa; Mollusca; Bivalvia; Myida; Myidae. Gene Ontology annotation, cellular component: nucleus; 90S preribosome. The record is from RefSeq and is a predicted model, not a curated record. The transcript is spliced from 7 exons. Bases 23 to 784 code for a protein of 253 amino acids.
UUAGUGUUGACUGCUACCAAACAUGGCGGACGAUCUGGGAGAAGAAUGGUGGAAAGAUGAGGCAGACAGAAAGGAGAGUGAACCCAGCGAAAAUGAGCAGCCUCCAGGUGAGGACAGACAGGAUGAUGGACCACCAAAGAAGAAGAGGAAAAGACACAGGAAACGCAUAACAGAUGAGUUAAAGGAAAAAGGUGACAAUCCGAGCAGCCCAGAAGAUGUGAUAGCUUUUCUUACUAAGCAGUUUGAAGGAAAACUCUCUGCUGUGGAAAGAGAUGAAAUUUCAUUAGAUCCAGAGGCCAAUUUUUGCAAGGCAAACACAAGUCCUGAGUUUGGUGUAGCAUAUUUACGACAGGUGCUGCCAAAGUGGAAGAAACUGAAGGCAGGGGUUGAGGGCCAUGGCUCCCCAGUUCUUUUAGUGAUCUGCCCAUCUGCCUUGCGGGCCGUCGACCUCAACAGAAAACUGCAAGAAUUUAAGGGAGAAAAGUGCAAAUGUGUCAAGCUGUUUGCUAAACACAUGAAGUUGGAAGAGCAACAGAAGUUUCUGAAGAAGUCAACUUGUCACAUGGGCAUUGGUACCCCAAGUAGAAUCCUGGCACUCAUCAAGUCUGGUCAUCUCGGGUUGGAUCAGCUAUGUGCAGUGGUCAUUGACUGGAACUGGCGUGAUGUGAAGCACCACCGCCUCGUUGACGCCCCGGAAUUGAGGACCGAACUUGCGAAUCUACUCAAGACCUACAUCAUACCACACAUCAAGUCACACUCAAAGUGUAAAAUUGGAAUAUUAUGAUAAAUAGUUGAACAAACA